GAGACACCUACUUACCACUUUACAGAACUAACGUCCACAUUUACAGAAGCAUUUUCUUAGUACUUUUUCAUUGAAAUUGUUCGCAUAUAACACAUUCUGCAAAAAUUUUGGAUUGCAUAUCUUCAAAAACACAUUUAAUACACUUCAAAUUUUUAACAAGAUAGCAACCAUUAGUAAAAUGAGCAAAAAAGUGGAUUACUCUUCUGAUAGUGAUCAAAGCGAUGAAGAUUUUUGUCCAGAAAAUGCCGGUAACAUAGAACAGCUUAGCGAAGAAGAUACGGACGAUGAAAUCGAAGAAUCAGAAAACGGUGUGGUAUCUGCGAAAAAAGUGAAGAAGUCUAAUAAAAAUGGUAGUAAAAAGCAAAAAAAAGAAAACACUUCAAAUGAUGAUGAUAUUGAUUCGUCGUCACUAGAAAAAAGAAACACACGCCAAAAAGCUAAUUCCAACAAUGCGCAAGAGAAGUCUAUCAUUGAAAAGGAUGCAUUAGAAUCAGACGAUGAUGAAAAGUCGCGUACUGAUGCGCUUUGGGCUGAUUUUCUAAGCGAUGUAAAAGUUGUGCCUAAAAAAGAAAAAAGUUCGACAACCGCUAUAAGUUCCUCCAAACCAAGUUCAAUCUCUAAUAAAGCUAAGAGUUCUGUUCAAACAAAGUCCACUGUUGAAGAACCUAAAAUAGAAAAGCUAGCUGAUGAACCUGUCAAAAAAACACUAACUGAAGUGUUAAACUUUGCUGGUGAGGAUGUGGUCGUACAAAAAGAAGUCAGCGCUGAUAGUAUUAAAGAGAAUAGCCGUGGAAGUGGAAGUAAACCAGUUGUUAAAGGUAUUAAACGUUUUUCUUCUGGUGGAAGUGGUAUAAGUUCCAUAAUUAAUCAAAUUGGCAAAAAGAAAAAAAUGUCUGUAUUGGAAAAAUCGAAGCUAGAUUGGAAUAGCUACAAAGAAGAUGAAGGCAUUGAUGAUGAAAUAAAAACAUUUAACAAGGGCAAAGAUGGAUUUUUGGAGCGUCAGGACUUUCUUCAACGAACUGAUCUACGGCAGUUUGAAAUCGAGAGAAAUAUACGUCAGUCGCGCCGUAAUAAUUAAGUUAAAAAUAUUUUCAAAUAAUUCUAACUAUAGUUUAAUUUAUAAUUAUUUUUAAAUGCAUAUAACCUAAUAUAAUUAUAUGUACAAUGAUAUAUAUAAUAUAUAUAUAUAAGUGUUUGGAGGUAGCCUUAGUCGAGGCUAUAUUCAAUUAAAUUCAAAGAUCCAAUAUCAACAUUAAUGAAGCACAUGUGCGUAUGCUUUUUAUUUCGAAUAAAAUUUAUGUAAAUAUUCAUUUGAAACACAUUAUUAACCAGAGCGUGUAAUCAAUAGAAUUAAGCUAUUAUUUAUCAAAAAGUUCUUAUGCCGAUCUUAUGCUUUCUGAAAUUAGAACAUGAUUACUUAAUAAGCUCUAAAUAUUCCAUUAGUUUUUUAAGAUUUUUUUUAAUAAAACAUUGUAAGUCAGAACAUGUUUUUUAAAUUUUACAAUAGAACUUAUAUAGUAACUAAAAUAAUUUUUUAACCGAUAAUAAAAAACUG
Teleopsis dalmanni is the source of this 1555-nucleotide messenger RNA. RefSeq names its product craniofacial development protein 1-like. NCBI's taxonomy places the organism in Eukaryota, Metazoa, Arthropoda, Insecta, Diptera, Diopsidae. Bases 179 to 1078 code for a protein of 299 amino acids. The record is from RefSeq and is a predicted model, not a curated record. The transcript is spliced from 2 exons.